AUACCAUGGAUUGGGAAGAAGAUAAUGGAGGAAUCACUGAUAUGGAAUAUGUUAGCAUGCAGAUGCAACAAAAAGAUGUGCCAAAUCGACUACAAAUUGGGCAGCAGUUCUUGGAAUAUCUUACAGACACCCAUCGUUCUGCUCAUCUUGAUCUGGACUCCAGCACAUUGGACAAAAUUAUUGAUGAGUUAACCAGCUGGCUCAAUUGCAGCCACUACAAGGUGGCUUUGCUGGGAUUAGACCUCCUGAGUACCUUAGCUGAUAGGUUGCUAGAGCGUUUUCGGGGCCAUCUGGCAACAGUUCUACCAGUUUUAAUUGAUAGACUUGGAGAUGCUAAAGACCAAAUUAGAGACCAAAGCCAAAACCUUAUCUUGAAGUUGAUGUAUAGGACUGCAUCGCCAGCGUAUGUCUGGGAGAGAUUAGCUGCUGGCUUUAAGCACAAAAAUUUUAGAUCCAGAGAGGGAGUCUGCCAUUGUCUCAUCUCAACCUUAAAUAUGUUUGGUGCUCAGCAGUUGGGAGUGAGCAAGCUUGUUCCUCAGUUGUGCUUAUUGUUUGGAGAUUCCAAUGCCCAAGUACGGGAAACAGCAAUUCUAGCAAUUGUGGACGUUUAUAGACACAUUGGUGAAAAAGUGAGAGCCGAUCUUUGCAAUAGAGGAAUACCAGCAGCAAAGUUACAAGCAAUAUUUUCAAAGUUUGAUGAAGUAAGAAAAUCUGGAAAUAUGAUUCUAAAUUACUCUAAUGAUAAAAGCUUUGAGGAUGAGGACUCAGUGGAUGGGAACAGGCCCUCUUCAGCUGCAUCAGCUUUCAAGGUCCCUGCUCCUAAGAAACCUGGCAAUCCGGUCAGCUCUGGUAGAAAGCCUGUCUCUGGAGCCAAGGGUGGAGGUAUGAUGAAGGAAGGAGGUGUUGGAGCUGUUGAUGAAGAAGAUUUUAUUAAGGCCUUUACAGAUGUUCCUACUGUGCAGAUUUACUCCAGUCGAGAACUUGAAGAAACAUUCAAUAAAAUAAGAGAAAUUCUGUCUGAUGACAAACAUGACUGGGAUCAGCGAGCCAGUGCGCUUAAGAAGGUUAGAUCAUUGCUUGUUGCUGGAGCAGCGGAAUAUGACUGUUUCUUCCAACAUUUGCGUUUACUGGAUGGCAGCUUCAAACUUUCUGUAAAGGACCUUCGUUCCCAAGUGGUGCGAGAAGCUUGCAUUACAGUGGCCCAACUUUCAACAAUUUUGGGUAACAAAUUUGACCAUGGGGCUGAAUCCAUUGUGCCUACCCUUUUUAACUUGGUCCCAAACAGUGCAAAGAUUAUGGCAUCAUCUGGAUGUGCUGCGAUAAGAAUUAUAAUUCGACACACUCAUGUCCCCAGGCUAAUUCCAUUAAUUACAAGUAACUGUACAUCAAAAUCCGUAGCCGUAAGAAGGCGCUGUUUUGAGUUCUUAGAAAUGCUUUUACAAGAAUGGCAGACCCAUUCUUUGGAGAGGCAUGUAGCAGUUCUGGUUGAAACCAUCAAGAAGGGUAUGCAUGACGCGGAUGCAGAGGCAAGAAUCGGAGCACGAAAUGCUUACUGGGGCCUUAGAAGUCACUUUCCUGCUGAAUCUGAUGCAUUGUACAACUCACUAGAACCUUCUUACCAGAAGAGCCUUCAGUCCCACCUAAAGAUGUCCGGCAGUGCAGCAUCGCUCCCCCAUUCAGACCGCUCGUCCUCCAGCUCACAAGAGAGUCUUAAUCGUCCUUUUACUGCAAAAUUAUCUUCUGGUAGUAACCAAUUGCCUGGAAGAGUUUUAGGAAGCAGCAAGCCUGCACCAUCCCCAGGUAAUCUGCAGCGCUCCCGUAGUGAUGUAGAUGUGAAUGCUGCGGCUGGUGCAAAGAUUAGGCAUGCAGGCGGUGUGCCAACCAGCGCAAGUCGUGCAGUAGCAAAUUUACCACCAGGAUCCUGUUCUUCCUUAGAGGAUGCUCCUGACAAGAUGGAUGGACGUGUUCGUUCAAAACUUAGCACACUUCCCACUGGCACUUCAUCUUCUAAGACAGACUCAAGAGGACGCAGUCAAACAAAAUCUAUUUCACAGUCUCAACGACCACAGUCCGCUAACCCUGCUGGAAGUCGAUCUGGUUCACCUGGCAGAGUUUUAACUACCACUGCACUAUCAACUAUGAACAGUGGAGUCCAAAGAGUAUUGGCCAAUCCCCCAUCAGCACAAAAGCGGAGCAAGAUACCUAGAAGCCAGGGCUGCAGCAGAGAGGCCAGUCCAUCCCGUCUUUCAGUUGCACGAGGAAGUCGUAUCCCUCGACCUAGUGUGAGUCAGGGAUGCAGCCGGGAGGCCAGCCGCGAAAGCAGCAGGGACACAAGCCCUGUCCGCUCUUUUCAGCCUCUUGCCUCCAGACAUCACUCCAGAUCUACUGGUGCUCUCCACACCCCUGACGUGUAUGGGGCUUCAGGUGUAGGAUAUGGCAUCAGUCAACAAAGUCGACUGUCUUCAUCUGUCAGUGCUAUGCGAGUGCUGAAUACAGGGUCUGAUGUAGAAGAAGCUGUUGCUGAUGCUUUGCUCUUAGGAGACAUACGGACAAAGAAAAAACCAGCCCGCCGAAGGUAUGAGUCAUAUGGCAUGUAUUCAGAUGAUGAUGCCAAUAGUGAUGCCUCAAGUGCCUGCUCCGAACGCUCGUAUAGUUCGCGCAAUGGAACCAUUCCCACAUAUAUGCGCCAAACAGAGGAUGUUGCUGAGGUCCUAAACCGAUGUGCAAGCUCAAACUGGUCUGAGAGGAAAGAGGGACUGCUUGGUCUGCAGAAUCUUCUAAAAAACCAGAGAACUUUAAGUCGUGUUGAGCUGAAAAGACUCUGUGAGAUUUUUACAAGGAUGUUUGCAGAUCCCCAUAGCAAGGUAUUCAGUAUGUUUCUGGAAACAUUAGUUGAUUUUGUUCAAGUACAUAAGGAGGACUUACAGGACUGGCUUUUUGUGCUUAUCACACAACUGCUUAAGAAGAUGGGUGCCGAUCUACUGGGCUCUGUGCAAGCAAAAGUUCAGAAAGCUCUUGAUGUGACUAGAGAAUCUUUUGCAAAUGAUCUUCAGUUCAAUAUCCUCAUGAGGUUUACCGUUGAUCAAACCCAGACUCCAAAUCUCAAGACAGCCAAACCAGCUCUGCAGGACCAGCUUCGCUCUUUUUGGAGCUCAAAGGUGAAGGUUGCUAUUCUUAAAUAUAUAGAAACACUUGCUCAGCAAAUGGAUCCUGGAGACUUUGUGAAUUCAAGUGAGACACGACUUGCAGUUUCUCGUAUUAUAACUUGGACCACAGAACCCAAAAGCUCUGAUGUUCGCAAGGCUGCUCAGGUGGUGCUAAUUUCACUGUUUGAGCUUAACACCCCCGAGUUUACCAUGCUUCUUGGAGCUUUACCAAAAACUUUUCAGGAUGGGGCAACCAAGCUUCUCCACAAUCAUCUCCGCAACACAGGCAAUGGCAGCCAGGGUUCAACAUGUAGUCCUCUAACAAGGCCAUCUUCACGUUCACCUGCCAGCUGGGGUAGCCCUCUCACAUCUCCAACAAAUACAUCUCAAAACACCUUAUCUCCAAAUGCAUUUGACUAUGAUACUGAGAACAUGAACUCCGAAGAUAUUUACAGUUCGUUGCGUGGUGUAACAGAGGCCAUUCAGAAUUUUAGUUUCAGAAGUCAAGAAGACAUGAAUGAACCUGUGAAGCGUGAAGCUAGAAAGGAUGAAACAGAUUCAGUUUGUAGUGCUUCUGGCUUGGGUGACUUAAGAAGCAGUGGUGAUUCUUCUGAUACAGGAAGAACAGCUCUUGAUAAUAAAACGUCGCUGCUCAACACCAUGCCCCCUCGAUUGAACCAGCGAGCACGGGACUACAUCCCAAGCAACUAUUCAGACUCUUUAGGCUCUUAUAACAAGUCAGCUUUGAAGGAAGCGAUGUUUGAUGAUGAUGCAGAGCAGUUUCCUGAAGCUGAUUUGCCUCUGGAUUAUUCAGAAUUUGUUGGAGAGCUACUUAAAGAGCUGUCAAACCAUAAUGAACGUGUGGAGGAGAGAAAGGCAGCAUUGUGUGAGCUUAUGAGAUGCACAAGGGAAGAAUCCUUCAAUGUCUGGGAUGAACACUUCAAGACAAUUUUACUUAUUUUGCUUGAAACUCUCGGGGACAAAGAGCAUUCUAUCCGUUCCUUGGCACUGAGAGUGUUGAGAGAAAUACUCAAUAACCAGCCAUCCAGGUUUAAAAAUUACGCUGAACUCACAAUUAUGAAAACCCUUGAGGCACACAAAGACCAUCACAAAGAAGUAGUACGAGCAGCAGAAGAAGCAGCAUCAACGCUAGCCACUUCCAUUAGUCCUGAUCAGUGCAUCAAAGUAUUGUGUCCAAUUAUCCAGACAGCAGAUUAUCCCAUUAACCUAGCUGCAAUCAAAAUGCAAACUAAAGUUAUAGAGAGAGUGCCGAAAGAAGUCCUAACACAACUUUUACCUGAAAUUGUGCCAGGAUUAAUACAGGGAUAUGAUAACUCUGAGAGCAGUGUCCGGAAAUCUUGUGUCUUCUGCCUCGUAGCUAUCCAUGCAGUUAUUGGAGAUGACCUCAAACCACAUCUUAGUCAACUCACUGGCAGUAAAAUGAAACUACUAAACCUUUACAUCAAGCGGACACAAACUGGCACAGGGCCAAUCGACCCAGCUGCAGAUGGCUCUGGCCAGAGCUAGUAUAUGAUCACAAAUCCCUGGAUUCUUCCCUGUUAGCCCACUGAACAACGUGACAGACCUAAAUUGUUAAGACAUUUUACCAUUCAGUUUUCAAACCUGUUACCUCAUUCUAUCACUUUCCUUGGUUUUAUUUUUUUCAAACCAACAGACAUCCAGUGGUUUGCAUGUGACUACUGAGAUAGUUAGCCAUCACCCAAGGAGAUCAGUAUUAAACUCAAAUCUAUCUAACUUAAUAAAAACAUAAUUGAUUAAUCCCUGUGCGCACUGAUGUGUUCCUGAAAAGUUUUGACUGACAUUUACUAACAAGAAUAUAGUAAUAGUAUACAUUUUAAUGUUGUGAUGAAAUCACCAGGGCUGUCUUUAGAACCUACCCUGCCAAUGUCAAAUAUAUAAUUUGUUUAUGCAUCUUGAAGCACAUCAGAUAUUUCCUUGCAUAAUGCAUUUCGUACUGAUAAAGAUCAAACACAAUAUUUUUUUUUUUUUUUUUUUUUUGCAAGCAAGGUAAGACUAGUCUAGGCUGCCGCAGGACCUGUCACUGUGUAAUAGAUGUACCUCUUUAUUUAUACUUUGAGUGGAACAUGCCCAGAAAAAAUAAAUAUCAACUGGAUUGGUCACGUUUCUAUAAAGUGGUUCUUAUUUGCCCAUAUGUAAUUCCUCCCUGCCCCUUCUGAUUUUGUUUUCUGUGAGACUGUAACUGAUAUUUGUUCAAAUACAGCAAGAUUGCAAGAGGUAUAACAGAGCUGCACAAAUAGUUCAGCGGUUGAACUUUCUUCUUUGAUGGAUAUGAACCCUGCAUGUCAUCAUUUCUUCAAGCAGGAUGGAUCAGAAUGGAGUCCUCUUCACAAACAUACGUCGUAUGUAUUUUCCUCACAUCAAGAAGCAUAUUAAACUUAACUAAUGGCUCUACAACUCUCGUAAUAAAAAGUUAAGAAAAUUCUAGGCAAUUCUAAACAAAAAUUUUACAUUUAAACUGUUUAUCAUCUAGCAAAGUUUUCACAUAUCGAAAGCGUUCAUUGAAACAUUGUAGUUUGAUUUCAGCAAUGCAUCUAAAAUGUUUAUGCAUUGUCCUACUAAGGUUUAUUGUGUACUGCACUAGAUAUGUAAAAGCAGAUUUUGAGUGAGUACAGAUUCUUGAAUGUUGAGCAAUGUUCAAAAUGUUUUAAUAAGGGAGCACUGAUAAAUAUGUAUUUUGUUUGAAAAAUACAUAAGUUAUUCUUAAUUUUACAGGUAAAAAAAUAAUUGUGUGCGCGUUAAGGCAGCCCUAUGUACUUGGGUGAAAGGUAGUGUCUGCUCAGAUGUUAUAUUUAUUGUUUAAUCUUUUCUGGGGAGAGGAACAUUUGUAAAGUAUCCAUACAUAAAUACUUUCUGUCAUAUGAAAUAAUAUAUUUUUCCUCAAAACAAUUCUGCUAGUUAUUAUUUUUCUGCCCCUAGUAUCUGGCAGCCAGUUCUGUGUAUCUUGAUAUUCCAUAUGUAUCCAGACUCGCAUAUAAAAUGUAUGGCAUUACUUUAUGCAUAAGGUUGUUUUUUCACUAUUUAAAUACAUAGUGUAUUUAAAGGUUUAUGUGUAUCACUGUUCAUAUACAAAACAUUUGAACAAAUGCAUGAGAAAUACUUUGUUUCGUGGUUUUAUUACUAUAUUUGUUGGGCAUUAAGCUAUUAACAUAAGAGAUGGUUUAGCUUUAAAGGAAAUUACCAUCAAUAAAAAUGUAGUAAUUUUAUAAGUAGUAAAAAAA
Messenger RNA from Spea bombifrons (plains spadefoot toad), 6406 nucleotides. RefSeq names its product cytoplasmic linker associated protein 2 (gene CLASP2). The coding region runs from base 6 to 4673 and encodes 1555 amino acids. Gene Ontology annotation, biological process: mitotic spindle assembly. The record is from RefSeq and is a predicted model, not a curated record. Lineage: Eukaryota; Metazoa; Chordata; Amphibia; Anura; Pelobatidae. The transcript is spliced from 41 exons. Gene Ontology annotation, molecular function: microtubule binding. Gene Ontology annotation, cellular component: cytoplasmic microtubule; mitotic spindle; microtubule organizing center.